UAGGGCUUUAAGGGGCGUGCCCGCGGGCGGCCGGGGUCCUCCGGGGAUUAGCGCAGGGUGGGCUCGCUUCUCGCGCCGCCAUUUCUCUGCGUUUUCGGAGACCCGUCCUCCCGUCGGGCUGGCUGGGCGUCUGUCCCCAAGGGUCGCGCUCGCUUGUCGUUGUGGUCUCUGUCGCUACACGGUCUUCACCCCUCAGUAAAGUGGCAGAAAUGCUGAGCUUCCUGAGAAGAACGCUUGGCCGCCGGUCUAUGCGUAAACAUGCUGAGAGGGAGCGACUCCGAGAGGCACAGCGUGCUGCCACACACAUUCCUGCAGCUGGAGAUGCCAAGUCCAUCAUCACAUGCAGGGUGUCCCUUCUGGAUGGUACAGAUGUUAGUGUGGACCUGCCGAAAAAAGCCAAAGGCCAGGAGCUGUUUGAUCAAAUUAUGUAUCACCUGGACUUGAUUGAGAGUGACUAUUUUGGUCUGAGAUUCAUGGAUUCAGCCCAAGUAGCUCAUUGGUUGGAUGGUACAAAAAGCAUCAAAAAGCAAGUAAAAAUUGGUUCACCUUAUUGUCUUCAUCUUCGAGUUAAGUUUUAUUCCUCGGAACCAAACAAUCUUCGUGAGGAGCUAACCCGGUAUUUAUUUGUUCUGCAAUUAAAACAAGAUAUUCUCAGUGGGAAAUUAGAGUGUCCCUUUGACACAGCCGUUCAGUUGGCCGCUUAUAAUCUGCAAGCUGAACUUGGCGACUAUGAUCUUGCUGAACAUAGUCCUGAACUUGUCUCUGAGUUCAGAUUUGUGCCUAUUCAGACUGAAGAGAUGGAGCUGGCUAUUUUUGAGAAAUGGAAGGAGUACAGAGGUCAGACACCAGCACAAGCUGAAACCAAUUAUCUGAAUAAAGCCAAAUGGCUAGAAAUGUAUGGAGUUGAUAUGCAUGUGGUCAAGGCUAGAGAUGGGAACGACUAUAGCUUGGGACUAACUCCAACAGGAGUCCUUGUUUUUGAAGGAGAAACCAAAAUCGGCUUGUUUUUCUGGCCCAAGAUAACCAGAUUGGAUUUUAAGAAGAAUAAAUUAACUCUGGUUGUUGUGGAGGAUGAUGAUCAGGGUAAAGAACAAGAGCAUACCUUUGUCUUUAGACUAGAUCAUCCAAAGGCCUGCAAACACCUAUGGAAAUGUGCAGUGGAGCACCAUGCCUUCUUCCGUCUCCGAGGACCUGUCCAAAAGAGUUCUCAUCGAUCGGGAUUCAUUCGACUAGGAUCACGAUUUAGAUAUAGUGGAAAAACUGAAUAUCAGACCACAAAAACUAACAAAGCAAGAAGAUCGACCUCCUUUGAAAGAAGGCCCAGCAAGCGAUACUCCCGGCGGACCCUACAGAUGAAAGCAAGCACAACAAAACCUGAAGAUCUUGGUGUUCAUAAUACUUCAGCCCAGAAUAAUGACUCCCAACAGGCUUGGGGUGUGAGGUCUCCUGUGCCUGUUCUCCCUUCCUCAACCUCUGGUCCUGUGCUGGUGGAAAUAGAGAAUCUUCCGCAGAAUUCUGCAGCAAACCAACACGACAGGAAAUGGUUGCCUCUGAAUGUUGAAUUGGUGAAUAGCCCAGACUUACUAGAAACAACCACUGGUGAUGUAACAAGGACAUCAAGUACUUGGGAAACAUCCCCAGCACCAGAUGAUAUUAAUGUAGCCACCAGAUCAAAUGAAUUAGAGGAGCCCAAAGUGGAAUGUGAGCCAUUAAAUGAUGACACAGAGAAGCUUAAACAGCUCGAAAUGGAGCAGAAUAUCUUGCCAUCUCCUCGACCUCCCAUUGACAUUAAUGUCAACAGCCAGGAAGAAGUGGUAAAGUUGACUGAGAAAUGUCUUAAUAAUGCCAUUGAGAGCCCAGGAAUGAAUGCAGUAAGGGUUCCUCCUGACUUCAAGAGCAAUAUUUUGAAGGCUCAAGUAGAAGCAGUGCAUAAGGCUUCAAGAGAAGAUAGUUUAACUCAAAAGAAUGCCAGCAUUCAGGAUGCUGCCACAAACAGCACUGUAGUGAAUGAAGAUGUGCCCCCGUGCAGAGACUCUCCCACUCCGAUGCAUGCCUCAGCUGCAGACAGUGGGUCUGCACUCAAGGAUGCGACAGAUGAAUUGGAUGCCUUACUUCUUUCUCUAACUGAGAAUUUGAUGGACCACACAGUCACACCUCAGGUGUCUUCGUCAUCCAUGAUCACACCCCGGUGGAUUAUUCCAAGUGCUGCCGUCUCCAACAGGCUCACAGGGUGUGGAACGUCUGUGGCCGGGACCGAAGGGUGUACUAAAGAUGGGUUCUCAAUGAUCUCCCCCCCAGCACCAUUCUUGGUAGAUGCUGUGACCAGCUCUGCUCCUCUGGCUGAAGACCCAGCCUUGAAGCAGAAGUGCUUGCUGACCACUGAGCUCUGAGGGCUGCUGCUCCCCCACGCUACCCCGUCAGCCCUGGAUCCAGCCCAGCGAGUCCUUCACUUGAGGAAAACCUUCUACCUGGAUUUGACUUCAACUCCAUGAAGAAAGUAGCUACAUUUUCCGUCCGACUGGAAGUCUACCCCACAUAACUCCUCUUCAAUCAAUUCCCCGUCAUCGAAAUUCAUUAGUUUCCAUCAAACUCUUGGCUCCACCUAGCGGUCCCAACUGUUUAUAACAGCCUAUGGCAAGACUUGCUGUCCAGAGCCUUUUCCCUGCCAUUUCCUGUGACGUCAGGGUGAGCACACCUGACCUGAAAGCCUGCUGAAGAAACGAGUGGCACCGUCCCUGAAGAGAUGGAAACACUGUCGGUGGAUCCCAGGCCAGCUCUCACAGUCGCAGGACUCCAGGGACGCUGAGAGAUGGAGGCUUUAUGUCGCCCACACUCAGAGGCCUGAGCAGUAGCCAUCUUACUGCUCUGCACUUGUUUCAGAUAUGUUAGGAACUACGGAGUGAGAGAUCAUCUCCAGCCGUGUGCUCCCCAGACCCCUUUCCUAGAGCAAAGAUCUGCAUCACUCCGGUCUGUAACUUUGCAGCGGGGGAGGGAGCAGGUGUCUGGUCAGAGACCUGAGUCCUCCACCUACCGCCUGUGCUGUCCCUCAGGAGCCAGUGGGAGUGCAACCCUAACUGGCUUACAGCUGUGAAGGCCAGCGCAGCAGCGCUGUACACCAGGACCUGGUUAGACACAGUCUCCUGUUCCUUUCCACAUACGCUGAGUGAAAAGAAAACGGAAACACCAGGCAGAGAUGGGGAAUGGUGGCAAGAGGGACCACUAGGCACAGUGUCGUGAAUGAAGGCAGCCUACAUUAGGGUUUGUAUCCACUUUAAAGUUCUCUAGAAUUCCAUAUUCUCCGUACCCAAAGAAGUUCUGAUGUUGUAGUACGUGCUCAUCGUAGAAAGUGUGUGGAUGUGAACCUGAGCCAGCACAGACAGUGACACUAAAGUAGCUCAGGUGUGUGGGCUGGGAGAGGGGGACCUCAGUUGCCAUGGGGACUGGGGAUGACAUGCAGACACUGGGGAAGCCACUGGGGUCGCCCUCUCACCAAACACUGAUGUUAAGCUGUAUCUCCUGAGUUUGCUGUUUUCUGCCUGACAUGUGACAUGUAUAUGGUUGAGCACUCAUUCUUCUCCGCCAAGAGAACAUCCAGCUCUGUGAUGGUUCAGAUGCUGUGAUCUGGACUGCCCUUGGCUUCCCCAUGUGUAUUAUGUGUUCAGGCAAAUGCUCGUGUCUGACUGGGAAGCUUGGGGACUCUCGGCCUUACAGUUUUCAGGGAAGCUGGACAGUUAGAAAGCACUUUUGCGAAAGGAGAUAGAACUGCCCUUCUUGCUGGCUGGCUCCCCUUAGCCAGUAGGCGGCUCAUGCAUUUCCCUGGCAGUAUUUUGCCAGUCCUCGGUAAUAAGACAUUCCUCACAGUGUGGGACCUAGAGCCCGGGGCUUGCUGCAGGACACUGGGCUGGGUCCUGGACGGCCUGCAUGGUCUGCUGCACUGCUGACCAUACAACGGCUAAGGCAUGGUGGCUUAGAAGUCCUACGUGUCUCAUCCUGUUUAGGAUCGAGCACUGUCCUUUCCAGACAGAGUAGCUGAAAGUACCCCCACACCAUCUGUGUCUCCAGGUACAUGAAUUCUUGUAGUCAAAGUAUUGCUAGGGACUUUGUUAGCGGUCCCUUGAACCUCCAGUGAAAAGAAACCCUCUGUCCUACUGUCGAGUCUUAAGUUAGAACUAACGCUCAAGUGAUGCAUUUGCCCUCACACGUCAGACAUACAUCAGACUUGUCAGAGGGAUAGUCUGCCCCUCUGAAAGGGUGGCAGUGUAUCCGACAGACCCGAGGGCACCUGGAAGUGGUAGGUGGGAGUAUGUGAAGCUGUCAAGAAUGGGUAGAGUGAGGCGGAGGUGACAGCCGGGUAAGAAGGCAGCCGGCAGUGAGAGGCUAAGUUAGGAAGGGGCAGCUGCCAGUGCUGGGCUUUUAUGUCACACUGGAGAUAGCGCCCAGCAGCUGUCCUGCCAAGUGCCCAGGGGAGCACCUAGACAGAGUUCACGGUGUGUCCCUGCCUGGGGUUGGUAAGAUGUGGAGGUUACAGUUAGCAGUCCUAGACUCCUCCUCAGCACUGGAAAGGAGUCUGUCUGUCCAUGUAAAUAUGUAAAUGAUCUGGAGACCAGCAGUUCUGUCCACAUGGGCGGCACUCCCUGUUGUCUCUCCUGAUCCUCAGGAGGCUGCUGGACAGAGCCAUGAGCAGACUUCUUAGCUUCUUACAUUGCUUUGAGAAAAUUCUUGUGGAAACGUUCUUUCCAUGUCCUGCUGGCCGACGGUGCUCAGGCACCCUGGGUGUGUCUGUGGAUGAGACCUCUGAGCUGUUUCUAGGAUCUACUGCUUUCUCUUCCUCCCAUUUCUGGCUAAAACUUGGACCUCUCUUCUCUUAACUGAGCCCCAGGAAGUCUUGCCAUUGUUUGCAAAAUUGUGUGCUAGUCGCUCAACUGGUGAAAAACUUGGAGAUUUGUUGUUUGUUUUAUGCUUUUGGAUUUUUUUUUUUUUGAGACAGGGUUUCUCUGUGUAGCUCUGGCUGUCUGAACCCCCUCCAUAGACCAGGCUAGUCUGGAACUCAGAGAUCUGCUUUCCUCAGCCUCCCAAGUGCUGGGAUUAAGGGCAUGCUCCACCACUGCCCAGCAACUUGGCUGUUUUCUAAGCAAGGGUUUUAAGGAACAAAAUCCUUGUCUUCUCAUUUAGUAUCAUUUACUCAUUUGUUGUUUUACUUUGUUCUGCUGUUUUGAGACAGAGUCUCGGUGUGUAGCCCAGGAUGGUCUUAAACUCACAGGAUUCUCCUGUCUCACUUUCCAAAUACAGGAAUUUCAGUCAUGAACUGCCAGACCUAGCGUAUGUUGUAGUGACAAGGUUUUGGUUGGUUGGUUUUGGGUUUUGAGUUGGGAUCAGAGCCAGGGCCUUGGACUGAGAGUGGCCGCACCUGCCUGUAAUCCCAGCACUCAGCAGGCAGAGGUGGGUGGAUCUCUGUGAGCUGCAGGUUGUCUCACUCUGCCCCAUCCAGAGCUGGAGACCACGAACAGUUCGCCACUCAGUUGUGCUGCUGCUGCCCAACAUCGCCAGGGCAGUGCCCGCGGGCAUAGCUAUGCUCUCUGAAGCUUGUUUACAACCAAGCUCCAAGCCAGCGGUUCUCAACCUGUGGGUCACCACACCCUUGAGGGCCACAUAUCCGAUAUCCUACAUAUCAGAUACUGACAUUGUGAUUCAUAACAGUAGCAAACUUAACAGUUAUGAAGUAGCAGCUAAGUAAUUUUGUAGCUGGGGGUCACCACAACAUGAAGGGUCACAGCAUUAGGAAGGUUGGGAACCGUUGCAAGUGCUGCUCCCCGGCUCUGAGAGCAGUGGAGUGCUGCUUGUCCGUGAAGCUGCAAGGUGAGACCAGGUCUCAGCCAUGAGAGUAUCGGUGUGAUCCUGUUAAUCCAUCCCUUGGCCAUGGAGUUGACUGAACUCAGAUACACUUGUAUAAUAAAGAAUGCAUGUUUAUAGAUCAUUUGUACUUUUUUUCUGAAAAAAAAAAUACCUGAGUUUGUAGGCGGUCAGGAUGGACUUUGAGGAAAUAUCCCUGUGCUGCCAGGGUGGGGGAGCUCGGUUUGCCCUGGGGGAACUUGUCCUGAGCUGAGUUCUGCUGUGCUUUAGAAGUUCUUGCUGGAGACUUGCUGGUGGGGCUGCAGUCCUUCCUCUCUCAUUGCAUUGUGGGGGGUGAUACCCACUAAUUCUCAGGAUUUCUUCUUAUCAGAGGAGUGUGUGUGCGUGUGUGUGUGUGUGUGUGUGUGUGUGUGUGUGAGAGAGAGA
Myodes glareolus (Bank vole) is the source of this 6276-nucleotide messenger RNA. RefSeq names its product erythrocyte membrane protein band 4.1 like 5 (gene Epb41l5). Gene Ontology annotation, molecular function: cytoskeletal protein binding. Gene Ontology annotation, biological process: actomyosin structure organization. The record is from RefSeq and is a predicted model, not a curated record. NCBI's taxonomy places the organism in Eukaryota, Metazoa, Chordata, Mammalia, Rodentia, Cricetidae. Gene Ontology annotation, cellular component: cytoskeleton.